UGUCAGCUGCCCGAUGGGACAUGCCCCAGAGCCGCUCGGCCACCUGAAGACCCCAGGAAGGAUGGAGGUGCCCAACACCAAGCCCCGGCGAGCUGCCUGCCUCCUGCUCCUGCUCCUGCUCUGCUCCCUGGCUGCUGCCCGGCAGAGCCUGCCCCACUGCUGCCGGCAGAAGACCUGCCCCUGCCGUGUCUACGACCUCCUGCACGGCAUGGGCAACCACGCUGCUGGCAUCCUCACACUGGGCAAGAGGAAAAGCGUCCCCCUGGCCUUCCAGAGCCGGCUCUACCGCCUGCUCCAUGGCUCCGGCAACCACGCUGCGGGCAUCCUCACAAUGGGCAAGCGAGGGCAGCACUCUGGCACCGUCUGCCACGACACGCUGGGCUGCCCUGCGGGCACGGUCGCCCAGCCGACAGCGGUGCCGCGAGGUGCCGCCACCAGCCAUGGCGGCGCCAGGGAGUGCCAGGGACACUCAGGGAAGGACCUGAGCACGAGCCAGGCCCAGGGAGCUGCAAGGAGCUUUUACUGAAUGGGAUGGGGGCAGCGGGACAGAGAGAGGAUCCCCGGCAGGAUGGGCUCCGGGGACACACAGCCGGAGCUCAGUGUAAAUAGCACUUUUAGAUACCUCCUCCCAGCCCUGGCCCUGGCCCAGCCUGCUCAGGGCACCGCGGGCACCGCGGCGUUUUACAAUAAAUGGUAGCCUGAUGUCA
Molecule: messenger RNA, 707 nt
Organism: Vidua chalybeata
Lineage: Eukaryota; Metazoa; Chordata; Aves; Passeriformes; Viduidae
Gene: HCRT
Product: hypocretin neuropeptide precursor
Exons: 2
Coding region: 14-526 (170 amino acids)
Biological process (GO): feeding behavior; neuropeptide signaling pathway
Source: RefSeq, a predicted model, not a curated record